Molecule: messenger RNA, 721 nt
Organism: Drosophila suzukii
Lineage: Eukaryota; Metazoa; Arthropoda; Insecta; Diptera; Drosophilidae
Source: RefSeq, a predicted model, not a curated record
UCUUAAAAAUAAUUUUUCGUUUUUAAGCCUAGUACUUACAUCAACCGCGAGCUUAUAGUAGGAGUGAGCGAGAGGCAAAUACGCGACUAACGCUUUUCUUCGGGUCUGUUUUUCAGCGCAGUACUCAGAUGAGCUCAGGAAAUUACAGAAAAAAUACAAGAUUAAGCAAGUGAAUUUCGAUAAGAAAAUUAAGCUUUGGCGGUGGUCGUGCAAAAGCGGUGUGGACCUUAAAAAUUAAAAAUGGAAGGAAAAUUCCAAAAACGCCCAGGAGGUCAUUGUAGAUGAAAAAGGAUCCCUAAUCCAAACUGUUUCCCAUUACUGUGGGACUCCAUCGACAGGGAGCAAUACCAGAACAUGGCAAUACCGCAGAAUAUUUUUAUCCCACUGGAAAGGAACACGCCGAGUGCGACUUCGCUCCCUACAUCGACAUCCUGCCGGGCGUGUCCUUGCAAGAAAAAGCUCUCCAUUGGGGAACUACUGGACCCCACUUCCACCAGCUACUUGGCAGCUAACGCAGUGAUGGAGGACGCGCUGGCUUCGAAAGGGAGGUGGAAAAACCAACCCCGAUCUCAAUCAAGCUCCCACUUCCUCAAGGUCCAAUAUCCCUAUUGGGAUUCGGAGACGGAAUUCAGAUGGCGCGGGAAAGAUGGGGAAGCAUCAGUGGGACAAAGAAGCUUUUAACUACUAAUUUACAUAAAUAAAACAUUCGGUGAACAUUCCA